This is a messenger RNA of Branchiostoma floridae (Florida lancelet), 2936 nucleotides long. RefSeq lists its product as uncharacterized. The coding region runs from base 1 to 2457 and encodes 818 amino acids. NCBI's taxonomy places the organism in Eukaryota, Metazoa, Chordata, Leptocardii, Amphioxiformes, Branchiostomatidae. The record is from RefSeq and is a predicted model, not a curated record. The transcript is spliced from 13 exons.
AUGGACAACCCACGGCAGGCUAGCCCCCAAAGUCAACAGGGUGGACAACCACCAGCAGAAGAUGCAGACAGGGUGGACUGUAACGCUGCCGACUUGUUCGAGAACCCGAUGUACGCGCCGGACGAUAGAGCAGAAGACACAGACAGGGUGGACUGUAAGCCUGCAUGCUCGUUCGAGAACCCGAUGUACGCGGCGGGUACGUUACGACAAGACGACAGAGGCGAAGAAACCAACGGAAAAAAUUCUAACACCAGUGAGAUCCAUGACGAUCCCGGGAACGACGUGUACCACUGCAUCAACGACGAUGAAAUCAACGACCCAGAACAGGCUGCUCACCAAAGUCCACACGGGGGACAGCAAGCAGCAGAAGGUACUAACGAUGCCUCGGACAGCUGUGAGUUCCCCAGAGGACUCUACGGGACAUUUAUUCGUCCCAAUCUGCUCCUCCAUGUUGCAAUCGUCAUCAUAAUAGCAGCCGUCAUUGCUGUAGUAGCUGGACUCGUCGCAUUCCUCACGACCAUAGAUGAGGCUCAUCCUCUCUCACCCAACAGUCCUCUGGAGCGGAGUGUCACGUCAAGCCGACCAGUGUCACCAUUCCCCGCCACCUCUGCCGGUUCCACACUGGAAAACAACAGUUUAACUCUCUCGCCCGUAACGAUUGUAACGGAAGAGCCAACCACUGCAACAGAUUUGCCCCCAUGGAAGAUAGCUGAUGGUGUCACGGCGCCGAAUGUGUCCUCUACCGACCUGUAUCUGGAAACAACGAGCGUGUUUCCGCAAACCGGAACAGCAAAUGCAAUCACCCCGACAAGUACAACUAAGAUCUAUUUGACUGUGAAGGAAGACCCAACCAACUCAACAAUCUUGCCCAUAUGGACGACAGCUGACGUGGAGACGAGUGUGUCUCCGACCGAUUCCCAUCUGGAAACGAGUACGUCUCCACAAGCUGGAACAACAAAGACGGUCACACCGGCAACUACAGCCAAGGUGUUGACACAUAAUGUCGAAAGGACAAGAUUUGACCAGCUUCAGAAGACUACAAAGCAACACCCUUCAAUCACUCACAAAGGAGAGUGCUACCAAAGUCUGGGUUGCUGGGAGGAUCGUUUCGACCGCGCCAUUCCAAUACUCGAGGGGACAGAUCCACGUCUGGAUGGCAUCUAUGGAGCUCGAAACAACCCCGUCGAGAAGUGUUACCAGGUAGCGAAUUCUCGUGGGUUUAUCGUGUUUGCUGUACAGGAUGGCGGGCAGUGUUUCGGGUCUGCUGAUGGCCACAACACUUUCUUCAAGUACGGACGUUCCUCCGCCUGUGGAGUGGACGGCAAAGGCGGGAGCUGGACAAAUGAAGUCUACCUGAUUGGAGUCAAUGUUGCCCUGGGAAAGCCAGCGUUUCAAACAAGCCUUAUCCAUCAUACCAGCGGGAUUGCCAGUCUUGCCGUAGACGGGAACACCGAUACCAACUACGAUCAUGGUUCCUGUACACACACUAUAGACAUUGGGGAGACUAACCCGAGCUGGUGGGUGGAUCUUGGGCAAUCGUAUGUGAUUGACAGAGUACUCAUCUUCAACCGCCAGGACUGUUGUUCGGAAAGAAUCAACCCCUUCAACAUCCACAUCGGGGAUUCUGACCAGGUCAGCACGAACCCCAAGUGUGGAGGUGAUCAUCAAAUGAACUGGAACCAGCCGUCCAUUUCCGUCUCCUGUAAGGGGAUGAAGGGUCGCUAUGUGGGCGUCCGUCUUCCCGGAUCCUCCCGAAUACUGACCCUGUGUGAAGUCCAAGUAUUUUUGGAACAGGUAUGUCGGAUGGGAGAUGGAGCAUCCUACCGAGGAACAGUCUCUAAGACUGAAACAGGUAAGACCUGUCAGCGCUGGGACAGUCAGACACCUCAUAAACACUAUUACUCAACUGCAAAAUUUCCUUCGUCCGGGCUGGAGGAGAACUACUGCCGGAAGACUGAAGACUGGACCGAAGUUUGGUGCUUCACCACGGAUCCCAGCACGAGAUAUGAGAUUUGUGACGUGCCAGUAUGUGUUGUCGGACACAAGCGGCAAGGGUGCAAGGGAGGCUACAUACGACUCGGGCUACACUGUAUCCGUCUGGUUCCCAUCCAAAAGUCUUUUGUGGACGCACAGCAGGCCUGUAAGGCGGAUGGGGCGACUCUGGCUAUGCCUAAAACAACAGAACUGGACCUCGCUCUGAGACGCCUGGUCAAAACAUCCGGAGGCAACGACGAACACUGGAUUGGCAUGACGCAGGCUGGCGGCCUCGACUGGACAUGGGUGGACGGGACACCUCUGGGACACUACCGGGCAUGGAACCCCGGUGAGCCAAGGGGUGACAAAGGGGUUGUACUGUGCGUUCAGUACUGGUUUUCAGGACAUACUAGUGGUCCUAUGUGGGACGACGCUGAUUGCUCUGAGGAAAAGUGGUUCAUCUGCCAAAUUCUUCCUGCUUGACUAGGAAAUUGGUAGUCUCUGUUUGAUUACCCCAUCUUAUCAGUCAAUGACAUUGUACAUGUUCAUGAUCAGUGACUAACUGUUCCACUUGUUUAAAAGUGUAAGUUAAUGGGUGCAAUGGGUGCAUACUUUGUGCUUUCAUCAUACAAUUAAGUCUGGUCACUCUCUUUCCAUGCAUUGAAAAAAUAAGACAGAAAAGACUAAAACGAAGCAAGGAAGAAAUGUUGGCCUCUCUUAUCAACCACUCCACACAGAUGUGUUUCUGUGGAUAAAAUCCCAUAAAAACAGCAUAAUUAAGAAACCAGCUGCGCCAAAACCAUGCGAUUUGCCUCUAUGACACGCUGUCAUGUAAGUUUGCACAAAAUUUUCAUUUCCUACUGCAAUCCUCAGAAGAAUUUAAUAAGUGAAAAAUCACCAAGCUCUAGUGAUUAAGCCAAUUUGUGUAUGGAUCAUGGAUGUCAUGUGAAAAAUCUACUUUG